This is a messenger RNA of Pseudomassariella vexata, 2287 nucleotides long. Its product is annotated as multicopper oxidase. NCBI's taxonomy places the organism in Eukaryota, Fungi, Ascomycota, Sordariomycetes, Amphisphaeriales, Pseudomassariaceae. Bases 164 to 1849 code for a protein of 561 amino acids. Gene Ontology annotation, molecular function: copper ion binding; oxidoreductase activity. The transcript has 7 exons. The record is from RefSeq and is a predicted model, not a curated record.
AUCAUGCAGAGAUUGAGACUUACGUCUAUAUAAGACGUGCAUAUUCCUCCGUGAUUUGAUCUCAUCCAACAGCAUCACCAUCAUCAACAGCUCCCAUUCCUCCUUCCCUUCUUUUAGAGACCCCCCUCCCCCUCGUUAAUUCUUUCUUUUGAUCCUAUACAAUAUGUACAAAGCAACUAUUCUUUCGGGCCUCUGUGCUCUGUUCUCUUUGCAGGCUCUUGCCUUUCCCCUUGAGGGUCCCUCUGCCUCUACCAAAAGACAAGGAUGUGAGUUCGACUCAGCCAACUCUCCUGAGUGCUGGGGCGACUUCUCGCUCUCUACCAACUGGUAUGAGGAAGCCCCCGACACGGGUGUUGUUCGCGAGUACUGGUUCAAUGUCCACGACACUACUAUGGCCCUUGAUGGAGUCUCGCGUCCCGUCGUUGCUAUCAACGGUUCUAUCCCCGGUCCGACCAUCACUGCGGACUGGGGUGAUACGGUUGUCGUUCAUGUCAGCAACUCUGCUACCAACGGAACCAGUAUUCACUGGCAUGGACUCCGUCAAAACCAUACAUCAGAAGAUGACGGCGUUGCUUCCAUCACUCAGUGUCCGAUUGCCCCUGGUGACUCAUUAACCUACACAUGGAAAGCUACACAGUACGGAACCACCUGGUACCACAGCCACUACUCACUACAGGCAUGGAACGGUGUCUUUGGGGGCAUCAUCAUCAACGGUCCCGCAUCUUCAGCCUAUGAUGAGGACAAGGGAAUUAUGAUGCUCAGUGACUGGUUUCACGUGCCUGUCGAGGAGCUCUACGUCCAGGCUUCCACUGGUGGACCGCCCCAGGCUAACAAUGGUCUGAUCAACGGGGUCAACGUCUACUCAGAUGGCGGAGGCUCCCGCUACGGGACCACCUUCGAGGCUGGCAAGUCUUACCGAUUCCGCCUGGUCAACAGUGCUAUAGACACCAUGUUCCGCUUCAUGAUCGACAAUCACACCUUGACAGUCAUCUCGUCCGACCUUGUCCCCAUUACUCCCUACGAGACUACAACAAUAAACGUCGGAAUCGGUCAACGCUACGAUGUUGUCGUGACGGCCAAUCAAGAUGCCAAGAACUACUGGAUGCGCUCCAUCCCUCAGACUUCCUGCUCCUCCAACGAAAUGACUCUGGACAUCAAGGGUAUCAUCACCUACGAUGGUGUUGAUGUCGCGGACCCCGAUACGAGUAUGUGGGACUACGUCGAUAGCUGUGACGACGAAACCCUGAACCUGGCGCCGUUCCUGUCCCUCGACGCCGGCAACUCCGACACUGAGAAUAUCUUCGACAUCGGACUGUCAGCGCCCAACGGUCUUUUCGUCUGGACCAUCAACGACAACGCCUUCCUCUCCGACUGGGGCUCGCCUACUCUGAAACAGGUACUCGACGGUAGUUCGGACUUCGAAACCGAGCAGCAGGUCGUCCAACUCAACGAACAAAAUGACUGGGUCUACUUCAUCAUCGAGUCCCAGAUCGGCCUCGCGCACCCUGUUCACUUGCACGGCCACGAUUUCUUUGUCCUGGCCCAGGAAGCAGCCAGUACCUACAGCGACUCCACCCCGCUGAACCUGGUCAACCCUCCCCGACGAGAUGUCGCUAUGCUUCCGGCUGCAGGAUUCCUGGUGAUUGCGUUCCAGUCGGACAAUCCCGGUGUGUGGCUUAUGCACUGCCAUAUUGGCUGGCACACAGCCCAAGGCUUCGCCUUGCAGCUCGUGGAGCGGCUCUCCGAGAUCUCGGCGACUGCCAACACCGAUGUCGUUGACCAGACUUGCUCCAAUUGGUCCGAUUAUGCCGUAACUUCGGGCCUCGUGCAGGAAGACUCGGGCGUCUAGACAAUGACGGCCACACUCGACCAAACUGAUUCAUUCAUUUACACCCUCGCACGAUUAUCCACAAUAACGACGAACACGAUGAUACAACGCAACGAAACACGACGAUUCGAUACUCUUUCUGUACUUUUUCCGGUCCGUAUUUUCACUGUCAUUCUUUCCACGACACAAAUGGAUAUCAAGUUCUCCCCGCCGGAACGAACAUCUUGGCCACGGCCGGGUCAGGUGCCAACCCAGCCACGAAUGGGCAAUUGAUCAGAGGUUUUGGAAUGUAUAUACCAAGGAUGACAGUACUAACUCCACUUAUGAUCGUAUAUAUUUGGAAAUGUUUAAUAUUUAGUUUCCUUAAUGUAUGUAUAGUCUUACUUAUGAGUGGUGAGGCAUGCCGGGGGGAAUAUAUAUAGAGGCAGCCUUGGGACUUAUAAAUUUUAUUACUUUCAC